Messenger RNA from Thermothielavioides terrestris NRRL 8126, 1058 nucleotides. RefSeq lists its product as uncharacterized. Gene Ontology annotation, cellular component: cytosolic small ribosomal subunit. The record is from RefSeq and is a predicted model, not a curated record. The transcript has 4 exons. Lineage: Eukaryota; Fungi; Ascomycota; Sordariomycetes; Sordariales; Chaetomiaceae. Gene Ontology annotation, molecular function: RNA binding; structural constituent of ribosome. Bases 81 to 581 code for a protein of 166 amino acids.
UGAAGAGCUCGCCUCGCCAACGCCGACACAUUCGCCAGAUCAAGGUCCCCAAUUGUGUCGACACAGAUCCAGCCGCCAAGAUGCUUAUUCCCAAGGCUGAUCGCAAGGCGAUCCAUGAGUACCUCUUCCGGGAGGGCGUCAUGGUCGCUGCUAAGGACUAUGAGUCGACCCACGAGACCGGCAUUCGCAACCUCUACGUCAUCAAGGCCUGCCAGUCCCUGACCUCGCGCGGCUACGUCAAGACCCAGUUCUCGUGGCAGUACUACUACUACACCCUGACCCCCGAGGGUCUCGACUACCUCCGGGAGUGGCUGCACAUCCCCGCCGAGAUUGUCCCGGCUACGCACAUCAAGCAGCAGCGGUCGCACGCCCCGCCCCGUGGCAUGAUGGGCGGCGAUGACCGCGGUGAGCGGAGAUUCGGCGGCCGUGGCCGUGGCGACCGUGGUGACCGGGAGGGCGGCUACAGGCGCCGGGAGGCUGGCGAGGGCAAGGAGGGCGGUGCGCCGAGCGACUUUGCUCCUCAGUUCCGUGGUGGUUUCGGUCGUGGCCGUGGCGGCCGUGGUGAUGCCCCUCCCUCCUAAAGCGGAUGGCGGAUAAUCUCUCUAUCUCUUGGGUUGCCAGCAAUGGCAUAACGACAUGGCACGACAUGUACUCUACGUCACAGAGUAAAAGGGUCGACCGGCAAUGCACCUACUCGCCAGGACCGUGAGUGGUUUGCGCGUGGAGUUGGUGGUUAGACAUUCGGAAAACUGCUGCAUUCGGGGUCAUCAUUGGUGGUCAAUACGAUUUUUUGCUCUCACUCGGUUGCUCGUGGUGCUGCAGGGCGACGGGUCAGUCGCCGGAAUUGAUGGGUUAACGAACAAUACGAGACGGGGGGCUUUUUAUCGUUCAGACUAGCGCACUGUGGCCAUGGUUUGCAAAGGAUGAGUAGGCUGAAUGCUGUCUAUCAGUCAACCCUUUUCACCGGGUUCAAGAUGGGCAGACCCCUGGGACUCCUCCCCCAGUCUUCGAGCAUUUCCAAAGCACGGCCGUUCCAAAGCACGGCCGCGGUUCCGUCC